AUGGGACAAAGUAAUCUUGACGAACAAAUAGAGAAACUUCGUAAUUGCGAACUAAUUUCUGAAGAGGAGGUGAGAGAACUCUGCCGAAAAGCAAGAGAGAUCCUAAUCGAAGAAAGCAACGUGCAAAGAGUAAACGUGCCCGUGACAGUCUGUGGCGACAUACACGGUCAGUUUUACGACUUGAAAGAGCUAUUCAAGGUUGGAGGCGAUUGCCCGGAGACGAAUUAUUUAUUCUUGGGGGAUUUUGUCGACAGAGGUUUUUUCAGUGUAGAAACAUUUCUACUACUUCUAGCACUCAAGGUACGGUAUCCCGAUAGGAUAACGUUAAUACGUGGUAAUCACGAAUCACGUCAAAUAACUCAAGUGUACGGUUUUUAUGAUGAAUGCCUUCGAAAAUAUGGUUCGGUCAAUGUGUGGCGACACUGCUGCGAGAUUUUUGAUUACAUGAGUCUUGCCGCGAUUAUAGAUGACAAAAUAUUUUGUGUGCACGGAGGACUAUCACCGACCAUAAAUUCAUUGGAUCAGAUUCGCACGAUUGACCGGAAACAAGAGGUCCCACACGAUGGAGCCAUGUGCGACCUUUUAUGGUCUGACCCUGAUGAAAUUGAAGGCUGGGGUCUCAGUCCUCGUGGCGCAGGAUAUCUAUUUGGUGGAGAUAUUGUUGCACAAUUUUUACAAACUAACAAUUUAGAAUUGAUUGCGCGCGCCCACCAAUUGGUGAUGGAAGGCUACAAAUUGAUGUUUGAUAAUACCAUAGUGACGGUGUGGUCAGCACCAAAUUAUUGUUACAGAUGUGGAAAUGUCGCCGCGAUCUUAAAACUGGAUGAAAAUCUAACAAGAGAUUACAAAAUAUUUGAGGCGGCUCCUCAGGAUGUCCGUGGUCUACCUGCAAAAAAACCAGUUCCCGAUUAUUUCCUGUGA
Molecule: messenger RNA, 921 nt
Organism: Acaulospora colombiana
Lineage: Eukaryota; Fungi; Glomeromycota; Glomeromycetes; Diversisporales; Acaulosporaceae
Source: the annotation of a GenBank genome assembly